Xenopus laevis (African clawed frog) is the source of this 3077-nucleotide messenger RNA. RefSeq names its product adenosine deaminase S homeolog (gene ada.S). Gene Ontology annotation, molecular function: deaminase activity; adenosine deaminase activity; 2'-deoxyadenosine deaminase activity. The record is from RefSeq and is marked provisional. Lineage: Eukaryota; Metazoa; Chordata; Amphibia; Anura; Pipidae. Gene Ontology annotation, biological process: negative regulation of adenosine receptor signaling pathway; purine ribonucleoside monophosphate biosynthetic process; hypoxanthine salvage. Gene Ontology annotation, cellular component: cytoplasmic vesicle lumen; anchoring junction; cytoplasm.
CGCUGAGCUGCAGGGAUUACACUGAGCACCAUGGAGAGCAAGGCUUUUAAUAAACCAAAGGUGGAACUCCAUGUUCACCUCGAUGGAAGCAUCAAACCAGAAACUAUAAUACAUUUUGCAAAAAAAAGACAAAUCAAACUCCCCGCAGACACAGUGGAAGGCCUCCUAGAGCACGUUUCUUACAAAGAACCUCUGAGUCUGACCGAAUUCCUCCAAAAAUUCAAUCAUUACAUGCCGGCAAUUGCAGGUGACAGAGAAGCUAUAAAGAGAAUCGCCUAUGAAUUUGUGGAAAUGAAAGCCAAAGAAGGGGUGAUUUAUGUAGAAGUCAGAUACAGCCCCCAUUUCCUAGCUAACUCCAAAGUGGAUCCCAUUCCAUGGGGCCAGAAAGAAGGUGACAUUACGCCCGAUGAAGUGGUUGAUCUGGUUAACCAGGGAUUACGGAAGGGAGAGAAAACGUUCAACAUCAAAGCCAGGUCUAUUCUAUGCUGCAUGCGACACAUGCCAAAUUGGUCCUCGGAGGUGAUUGAACUCUGCAAAAAGUACCAAAAUGAUACUGUUGUUGCCAUAGACUUGGCCGGGGAUGAAUCUCUCAACUGUGAGUCGUACCCCGGGCACAGGAAGGCGUAUGAGGAGGCAGUCAAAUGUGGAAUCCAUCGAACUGUUCAUGCUGGAGAAGUGGGACCUCCCAGUGUGGUGAAGGAGGCUGUGGAGGUGCUAAAGGCUGAAAGGAUUGGACAUGGCUACCACACUACUGAAGACCCAAAUCUAUAUAAAGAGCUUUUGGAAAAUAAUAUGCACUUUGAGGUGUGUCCGUGGUCAAGCUAUCUAACUAGCGCGUGUCACCCAGAUUUUACCAAACACCCGGCCACACAAUUUAGGAAAGACAAAGCCAACUUCUCACUGAACACAGAUGACCCUUUGAUAUUUGGAUCUACUCUGGACGUUGAUUAUUCAAUUGCAGUGCAACACAUGGGCUUCACUGAAGACGAGUUUAAGCGAGUGAACAUCAACGCUGCCAAAUCAAGCUUUCUACCAGACAAUGAGAAGAAGGAGCUGCUGUAUAAACUGUAUGAAGCCUACGGCAUGAUCCUAUCCACAGGACUCUGAAAUUACAAACGAAUAUACCAAAUUCAUUUAAACACUCCCUGGGCAGAAGAGGCUUUUCCAAGUAUUCGGAAUGCACCAUAACCAGGAUACACAGCCAACUGGGUUACAUAUUGCGGCAAACCUAGCAUGGCUCGGCUGUAUUAUGGGAAAAGUUCAUUGUUCUGCAUGACCAAUUUGUUUACUCAACAUACUGAAGUCUCGGUCUUCUAUAUUUCCCUUAUUAAAUAUAUACUGUAUAUCUCAGGUUGGGGUUUCUGCACGCUAAUCCCAUAAAGCCUGAGCACCACCUUAACCACCACUAUAAGUAUUAAGAGAAGCACAGUCUGGAGCCGAUGCCUGGAGUAAGGAGGAAACACGCACAAAAAUGAAAAUACUUAUUUCUGGUUUUUGUUCAUAAAUGUUAACACCACUCAAAUGUAUUGGAAAUCCAAAGGUUUCUCAUGAAUGUGCAAGGAAUACAAAAAAAAAACAAAUACAUGAUUUUCUACCUAUACAUUACCCAAGUGUUCCCCAGAAAUGCAAAAGCUAUCCCUAGCCUUAUCACCUAUCCCCUACAUCUAACAUAUCACUUGGAGCCUUUGGUUUGCAGUUCAGAUUGGUUAAAAUACUUGACAUGUAAGCUUAAAUUGUCCUACAAUAGCAAUGUUAAACGACCAAAGGUCUUGUUUCACAGUCAAUCAAAAGUAGUGUCCUCUCUACAUUGCAUUGGUUUUUCUGAUUUUAUAUGGAUAGUCUAUAGAAUGUUUCUUGACAUGCCAAUAAGCUUAACUAAAGGAUUCUUUUUUGACGAUUCAACAGACAAAGGAACAUUGGUGGCAAUAAUCAACAUUCCAUAAAUUAAAUGAUAGAAAAUAGGAAUAGGUGACCUAACUUACAAAGAAACUUACAAAGAAAGUCUGAUAAAUUAGUAUUAAGUCCUCUAGAAAGGUUUGUCAAUUUCUUCAGUUAAAAUUCCUCCUUGGAGGUCCAACCAUUGGUCAGAUCCCCCACUUAGCUCAUAAAGUUACAGAUAUAUAGAAACAUUGGGGUAACAGUCACCCUGCUAUAGUUCCAGGGGUACCCAGGGUACAAAUAAGCAUUCACCCCAAAUCUCCCCCUAACUGGCCUUCAGACUGGGCCCCCUUAGCUCAUAACAAGGUUACAGAUAUAUAGAAACAUUGGGGUAACAGUCACCCUGCUAUAGUUCCAGGGGUACCCAAGGCACAAAUAAGCACUCCCCCCAAAUCUCCCCCUAACUGGCCUUCAGACUGGGCCCGCUUAGCUCAUAACAAGGUUACAGAUAUAUAGAAACAUUGGGGUAACAGUCACCCUGCUAUAGUUCCAGGGGUAUCCAGGGUACAAAUAAGCACUCACCCCAAAUCUCCCCCUAACUGACCUUCAGACUGGGCCCGCUUAGCUCAUAACAAGGUUACAGAUAUAUAGAAACAUUGGGGUAACAGUCACCCUGCUAUAGUUCCAGGGCACAAAUAAGCACUCACCCCAAAUCUCCCCCUAACUGACCUUCAGACUGGGCCCCCUUAGCUCAUAACAAGGUUACAGAUAUAUAGAAACAUUGGGGUAACUGUCACCCUGCUAUAGUUCCAGGGGUACCCAGAGCACAAAUAAGCACUCACCCCAAAACACAGCCUAACAGGUUGCAUACCUUUCCUCUGCGCAGCAGAUUUAUUUGCUUUUAUCUAGAUCAUCCUUCCAAGGCUUCUAGAGUUAUGAUAUUUGAUGGACGAGUCAACCUCUCUAAUUAAAACAUUUUGCAUUUUGUACAGAAUCAUCAGAGGGACUUUCUUUAUCUCAAUGGUGCUUUAUUCAAUGAUUUGUUCACACAAAGAAAACUACCACUUCUUUAUCCAUGAAGAAAAAAAGUAUUAUAAAAACACCAUUCAUUCCUUUGCAAGUAAUUAAAUAUCUGUAUAUGUAGAAUAUAUGUUUGGUUCUACAUAAAAAUAGUAAAUAAACCUUUGGAUUAAAAAAAA